GAAUUAAAUGUUGCGUCACGUUGUUUUGUUUACUUUUAUUCAUUGAAAAACUUCUAAUUUUUGAUUUCUUGAAGAAAAUAAGUGCGUAAUUCAUUACCACGAUGAAAUAAACUUUUCUUCUUCGUCUACUACAGACCAAAUAAGUGUACUGAAAUAUUACAAGUUUAUAUGGACAUGGAGUAAUGAUUAAAUCGUCUAAAUAGUUGCAUCACAUUUUGGAUUUAAAUUGCGAUUGUUGUGAAACGCUAUCUCAGUCUGCGACCGUAGCCUGACGAAGGGUGUAUGGUCCAUUGUUUAUUUAAGAUAUUUUCAUGAUAUUAGAAGAGGUUUCGUACAAUAUGCCGCCACGAAAGCGCGGGAGACAGGGAGUCAGUGAUGCGAGUGACGACGACGAUGAUUACCGAAAACGGAGAGAUCGCAACAAUGAGGCUGUAAAAAAGAGCAGGUUUAAGUCAAAGCAACGGACACAGGAGACAUUUACGCGGGUCAACAAGCUGAAGGAGGAAAAUAAAGUUCUUGAAGAGAAAGUUAAGACGCUAACAAAGGAACUCCAAUUUUUAAAGGAGUUAUUCCUUGCACAUGCUUCAAACACACAUACCAAUUCUAAAUUUCAGGGCAUCGACCUGGAGAAAUUAUUGGCAGAAGUUCCUGAUGAAAAGGAACAGAAAAAGAGUAAAUAGUUUAAUUACAGCAGACCUCGGGGUUCAAAACUGAUAGGAAAAUGGGGUAUUUACAAAGAUUAGGGAAUUUAGUUUUAAGACUGCAGACAUUAAUUUAAGUACAACUGGUGUAAUGGUGAUCGCAGGUGAAAUGUGAAAAAAAUGAGUCCUGUGGACUUUUUGACUGAUUUGAGUUUCUAUAUUGAUUUGAUGAUAUUAUGUCAAUUUUAAAAUAUUUGAUUAAAAAUAAUUAGUUUAUUUUUGUUGUGUUCAAUAAUAAGUAUUUAUUUCAAUUAGCAAUCAAAGAUCUUAGUAAUAGAAUCUUUUUUCCACAUUCAUAAUAUAAGACUUGUAUUUUAAAGUACUACUUAAUUACGUAGACAUUAUAAAGUUAUGAAUGAAAAAUUUUACAACUUAAAAAACAAGAAGUGUAAACAAAAAAAAACAAAAUUUAAAAUGGAGGUUUUUGUGCCAAUACAAAUUAUUGUUUUUGAAUACAUACCAGUGAAAAAUCAUACAAAUAGUAGGUUUUAUUGUUUUGUUUCCUGAUAAAUUAAUAAUAUUGUACUGAGCUAAGUAUUUUGCACAUUUCUACUCAAAAUCAUGAUUUUUUAUAAAUCUCAAAAGUCAAUUUUAACAUAAACUUUAAAAUUUGUGAAUUUUUUUUUUAUUGUGAAUUUGACCAGUUUAAGUAGCAAAGCAGUUUAAGCAAAAAUAGUAUUAUGCCUAGUUAAGAAAAAAAACUAUUUAAGUAACUAUUUUAGAAAAUUGAUCAUAUAAAUAAAGGAAAAUUUUAAAUUGAUGCAUUAUUUUUUCUACCAACACGAGAUAUUAUUUAUAUGAAAAUUAUUAAAAAAGUAAUUUUACUAUAGACACAAUUAUUAUAAGAUAUUUGAGAUUUCAGCUCCUAUUCUUUAACAAUUUUUUAUAACAGUCCUUUAAUGAAAACUGCAUUGUAAGAAAAUUUGAUUGUAUGUAAGAGCGCUCUCUAUGUAAAAUUAGUAUGUUUUUUAUAUCUGUUGAAAAUAAAACAUGAUUUUGUAUUACCUCUGCUAUGUUUAUCUUAGUUAAUACUGGUUAUUUUGAUAAUAACUAUGAUUAAGGUACUAUAAUGCAAAUAUUGAAUUAGCUAGGAAAAUCUAUACUAAUAUUAUAAAGCUGAAGAGUUUGUUUUGUUUGUUUGUUUGUUUAAACGCGCUAAUCUCAGAAACUACUGAACCGAUUUGAAUAAUUCUUUCACUGUUAGAUAGUCUAUUUAUCGAGGAAGGCUAUAGGCUACAUUUUAUCCCGGAUUUCCUACGGGAAACGUCAACAAUGCAGGUGAAAGUUGAAUGAGUCGGCCAUCUGCGAGCUUUCCACGCGAACGCUGCGCAAACCAACAAAGAUAUAGUAAAACAAUGUACUAAAGAUGUGAAGUACUCAUUUUUUGCCACAAAAAAGUCCGCGAGAGCAUAUAUCUAUCUCUUAAGGUUUACUUACAAUAACCACUUUUAUGUUCAUUUUUUAGAUUAUUUUUUCAUUUUAAACAUAAGUUAUUUUGAAACCAAUUUUCUUUAAUUCAGUAUUAAUCCUUAUCCAAAUAAAUAUGUUUAUUACUUUCGGCUUUUCAUGUAGACUAAAAUUGCCAUUUACAGUAUAUAAAUCAGACGAAUAGGUUUUGAGAUAUAGUCGUUAUAAGCAAUUUGCAGCGAAACAUUUAAUACGGCGAACCAGCGUUCUUUCUAAUACGCGUGACCGCCUGACUGCAAACGCACAACCUCUCACCCUAAACGCAUAUACAUAUACGGUCUCCGUUCGGUCGCGGGUAAUGAUGUGGGCCAAGUCGUUUCCAAGUUGCUUAACAAUUAGCAGCUAAAAUUGAUAAAGCCGAGGAGGAUGUUUGCAAAAAUAAAUAUGAUGCCCAAAAUAACUAUUCCACGCGGACGAAGUCGCGGGCACAGCUAGUGUCUUUAUAUGGCUCUAGGUUUUCUUACCACCAAUUGGUCCCUUAGGCCCUUUAUAUAACACUAGAGGGUCGCCCGCGACUUCGUCCGCAUGGUAAUCCUAUCAAUCCCGUGGGAACUCCGGGAUAAAAAGUAGCCUAUUAUGUUAUUCUGGGUCUUCAGCUACCUACAUACAUACCAAAUUUCAUUGUAAUCGGUUCAUUAGUUUUUGCGUGAAGGAGUAACAAACAUCCAUAAUGACAUACUCACAAACUUUCGCAUUUAUAAUAUUAGAAGGAUUCAUUCUCUACCAUUGACCAUGUAUAAUUUUGCAAAGUAUUGUACUGGGAAAAGAUCUUUCGGUGGUUCGGUAAUUAUAAGGCACAUAAAGAAGAAAUAAGUAUUACUCAUGAAAUGGCCUACUGAAUUUGUAAUAAGAGCAACAGGAUUGCACAAUAUUAGAAAUAAAACCACAACCGUUUUUAGUAUCUAAGGUAUAAUACAUUGUGUAUUGUAAAUAUUGCACAAUAUUUGAACCAUUUAAAGUACAACUCACGACGAAAUAAGGAACUUUAUGUUUGUAAUG
Molecule: messenger RNA, 3167 nt
Organism: Amyelois transitella
Lineage: Eukaryota; Metazoa; Arthropoda; Insecta; Lepidoptera; Pyralidae
Product: CCAAT/enhancer-binding protein gamma
Exons: 2
Coding region: 312-680 (122 amino acids)
Biological process (GO): DNA-templated transcription; regulation of transcription by RNA polymerase II
Molecular function (GO): RNA polymerase II cis-regulatory region sequence-specific DNA binding; DNA-binding transcription factor activity, RNA polymerase II-specific
Source: RefSeq, a predicted model, not a curated record